UGCUUAAAUCGUUAGAAACCGUUCAAUCUUAGUUAUGUAUUAGUUAGUUACACUCAUUUACUAUUGAAUAUAACAUUGUAAUUGUAUAUUUUGUGUGAGUCCACUCAUAGGUAACAGAAAAGGCGCGUCUCAUUUCGCUCCCUUUAUCGUGAAUCAGUUUAACAUAAACACGAAUUCGGUCACUGGCUAAUAGUGAUGGAGAAACUGAGCUUUUCUAAACUCCGAGUCAACUGAAUCAAAUACUUUGCAAAUGAUUCAGUGAAUCUUAGCGCUCGUGCUGCUCAAACAGAAAUGAACGAGAACAACAAACACUAACAUGUGACAGAGGGACCAAACACACAGAAAAACUCUUGAUGAAGCAACUGAGAUCCAUGUGACACACUAUUAAAAAUAUGGCGUUUAUUAAAGAGGAGAGUGAAGACACGAAGAUGGAGUUUAUUAAAGAGGAAAUUGAAGACAUAAAGAUUGGAGAAACAUUCAGAGUGAAACAAGAAGAUACUGAGGAACAAACAGACCUGAUGGCACUGAAAGAGGAGAAUGAAGUAAUGAAUGAAAUGGAUGAGAAUGAUCAAUACAAGAAUCAUCCUGAUUUCACAACUGGAGAAAAAACUUUUAGUUGCUCGCAGACUGAAAAGACUUCCUCACGAAAAAGGGCUAAAAAGACAGGAACUAGAAGGAAUUUCACCUGCCAGCAGUGUGGAAAGAGUUUUGCUGAAAAGAUACACCUUGAAAGACACAUGAGAGUUCACACUGGAGAGAAGCCUUACACCUGCCAACAGUGUGGAAACCGAUUCACUUUAAAAGGAAGCCUUAACAGGCACAUGAGAAUUCACACUGGAGAGAGACCUUACAGAUGUCCUCAGUGUGGAAGAAGUUUCAGUUGUAAAGGACACCUUAAAGCCCACAUGAGAGUUCACACUGGAGAGAAACCUUUCGUCUGCCAAGAGUGUGGAAACAGAUUCACUCUAAACGGAAGCCUUAAAAAGCACAUGAGAAUUCACACUGGAGAGAAGCCUUUUACAUGCCAUCAGUGUGGAAAUACUUUUGCUCAAAAAGUAAGCCUUAAAAGGCACAUGAUAAUUCAUACUGGAGAAAAGGCUUACUCAUGCCCUCAGUGUGGAAAAAGUUUUUCUCAAAAACUAAGCCUUAACAGACACAUGAGAAUUCACGAUGGAGAGAAGCCUUUCGCCUGCCAACAGUGUGGAAAAAGUUUCAACCUAAAAGGAAACCUUAAAGUCCACAUGAGAAUUCACACUAAGAAGAGCCUUUUCACCUGCCAACAAUGUGGAAUAAGUUUCACUCAAAAAGAAAGCUUUAACAGACACAUUAAAAUUCACACUAGAGAGAAGCCUUACACCUGCCAACAGUGUGGAAAGAGUUUUGAUCAACAUAAAAACUUUAAAGUCCACAUGAGAUUUCACUCUGGAGAGAAACCAUACAUGUGCACUCAGUGUGGAAAGAGUUUCAAUCAAAAACGAAACUUUAAAGACCACAUGAAAAUUCACUCUGGUGAUCAACCCUACACAUGUCCUCAGUGUGGAAGAAGUUUCAAUCAGAAAGGUCACUUUGAAGACCACAUAAGAAUUCACACCGGAGAGAAGCCUUUUAGUUGCCAACAAUGUAAGAAAAGUUUCAACCGAAAAGAAAUCCUUAAGAGACACAUGAGAGUUCACACUGGAGAGAAGCCGUUUACAUGUGGUCACUGUGGGAAAAGUUUUGGGUAUAAAAUAGCCCUUAAGUACCACAUGAGCAUUCACGUAUGAAAGAACUAUUUUUGUAUGUCAUAAGUGUGGAACUGAUUUCACAGACAGGAAACACCUCACCUAAAGAAAUAGAUUCAAUGUAUUGAGUACACAAAUGAAGAAUUAACUAAUUACAGAAACUAUGUCAACAGAAGCAUAAAUCUGUAUCAAAUAAAAUACAUAUAACAGUGUAGACCUGUGCAAAAUAUUAAACAAACAAUAUAACAGAAACAGGUUUUUGAUUAAAAAGAAACAGAUUUGGAGAUCUGGCAAUAGCUGCUUUUCAACUGUAAUAACAGGGCAUUCAGCGGUUGGGGCUAUUGGCCUUGGACCUGAAGGAUCGCGCCCAAAAUCACAGUUUCCACUGUUGUGCCAAAAGCUCCGCAGAACUUUACUAAAACCCUCUUAACACUUCUCUCUGAAACGAUGUCAUACAACCCCAUCAUUUCAACAACAAAGGGAAGUUUUAUCAGACUGCAAAAUAAACAAGUUUGCCUUUUUGUUUUUUACUUAGAGAUUUUAAACCUUGCAUCAAUGUUUAACUAUAAAAAGCGAUACAUAGAUAAUAGUUUAGUCCUAAUCAAGGCAUGAACACCAAGCUGACAGAAGUUUUCUCAGUGUGUUCCACACCGUUGGCUGAAGUUGAUCCUUGUUUGCUUUUUUUCGUCCGAUUCGACAUGUUGAAUCGGCGUCUGAGCUUGUUGGUCCGUAGGUCCAUCUGAUCAUUCUGAUUGGCUGUUCAGCUACUGCCACCUGCUGGUACAGAAAGGCAUUUCAUCUUGUGCAGGCGCAGAACGAAUGUGCUACUUGACUGUUGAGCGUCGGUUUGGCGUGUCAUGGCAACUUUGCACACAGACGCUGCCGACGUGAGCCAACCGCGCAGUCUGCUUUCAUCGCCACUAGUUCGUCAGCAUUGGCUUGGUGUGUUCCUUCCUUAAGACAAUAAUUUUAGGGAAAAGUCCACUUAAUGGAGGGCAAGGGAACAGAUAGUAUCACAGUUCAUGGGUCUGUGUGUUGCUGUCGCUGGUCUGAUUGCUUGUUAACCACAGUGCAAGUGAGCUAACGCUCCUAUAUCUACCUCAUGUUUUGCUGUUUGUUGUCAGAUCGUUGUUUGCUCAUGCCCUGUUGUUGUUUCACCAGAGGUUUUCUAGUUGUCUGUUCCUGUUUUUGCAUCCUGCCUUGUGUGGAUUUACUUCUGUUUCUGGAUUACUCAUUCACUUCAGCUUGUUGCAGUCUCUGUGCUACUAGGGCCUACUAUUUAUCUGAAUAACAGCAUCUGACCAUUUGCCUUGCAUUAUUUUCCUGCGCAUUAUAAAUAAAAUUUGUUACACUCACAAUUGGACCUAGAGUUUCAUUACUGACAGAUAGAUCCACAGAUGUUUUGCAAUAUUCACAGGGGAACUCGAACAGGCAGAUAUUUGUCCUUGUCUGGUGUCAUAAUUUACUGGAUGUGAGACGAUGACAACACUAUUGCAAUACGUGAGGCGUAGCUUAUUGUGUUGUGUGUGUGUGUGCUAAGCAUGAUUGGCUUGAUAAACAUGGUUCUAUAAUAAAAUAAGGCUCCAUUAUGCAGAGCACA
This is a messenger RNA of Megalobrama amblycephala (Wuchang bream), 3321 nucleotides long. RefSeq names its product gastrula zinc finger protein XlCGF57.1-like. Gene Ontology annotation, molecular function: RNA polymerase II cis-regulatory region sequence-specific DNA binding; DNA-binding transcription factor activity. The transcript is spliced from 3 exons. The record is from RefSeq and is a predicted model, not a curated record. Bases 393 to 1763 code for a protein of 456 amino acids. Lineage: Eukaryota; Metazoa; Chordata; Actinopteri; Cypriniformes; Xenocyprididae. Gene Ontology annotation, biological process: regulation of transcription by RNA polymerase II.